UCAGUGGUUGAACAUCAGCCUAUGAACCAGGAGGUCAGGGUUCGAUUCCUGGUCAAGACACAUGCCCAGAGAGCAACAGGAACUAAGAGGAGCUCAAACCGUUAUAGUCUCGCCUUCAGAACUUUCAGAAAACAUCACAGCCCUGCCAAUACCUUGAUUUGAGCCCAGAAAAACGUCCAGCCCACAGAACAGUCAAACUUCAAGUGAAGGCCGGUCUUCAAGCAACAGCGACGCAAGAUGGCAGCCAGCACGGGCUUGGGAGUAAAAGUCCCUCGCAAUUUUUCACUGUUGGAAGAACUUGAAGAAGGCCAGAAAGGAGGAAGAGAUUGCACAAUUAGUUGGGGUGUAGAAGAUGAUGAAGACAUGACACUUACAAGAUGGACAGGGAUGAUAAUUGGGCCUCUAAGGACAGUUUAUGAAAACCGAAUGUACAGCCUUAAAAUAGAAUGUGGACCUAAAUACCUUAAAGUACCCCAUGUUGUAAGAUUUGUAACAAAAAUUAAUAUGAAUGGAGUUAAUAGUUCUAAUGGAGUGGUGGACCCAAGGGCCGUAUUAGUGCUAGAGAAAUGGCAUCGUUCAUAUAGUAUCAAACAUGUCCUGCACGAGCUUUGGCACCUAAUGAUGUCUAGUGAAAGUAUGUCACUCCCUCAGCCACCUAAAGGACAGUGUUACAGCAACUAAUCAAAAAGAAAAUCACAGGCCCACUCCUCCCCCAUUCGAUUUAAGCAGUCUUCAAUUUCCACAGUAGUAACUUUUCUAGGUACGUCUUGUAGACAUCAAAGUACUGGAAAGGAAGCUCCUAUUCAAAGGCAGUUUAUCUUAAGAUACUGUAAGUGAUACUAAUUUGUUGUCCGUUUGAAAUAUAUAAGUUGUGCUAUAAUAAAAAGAAAAGAAAAGAAAAAGAGACACAUGCCCAG
Myotis myotis is the source of this 917-nucleotide messenger RNA. Its product is annotated as ubiquitin-conjugating enzyme E2 variant 1-like. Lineage: Eukaryota; Metazoa; Chordata; Mammalia; Chiroptera; Vespertilionidae. The record is from RefSeq and is a predicted model, not a curated record. Bases 238 to 681 code for a protein of 147 amino acids. The transcript has a single exon. Gene Ontology annotation, biological process: DNA damage tolerance; protein K63-linked ubiquitination. Gene Ontology annotation, cellular component: nucleus.